UAAUACAAUGCACAAUAACAUUUUUUUCAAGAUGGCAGCCUCCUAUGGCUAUGAAAAAGUAAACACAGGACCGGCUAACAUGUUAUACUUUACUAUAACAAUUGCAUUCCUUGUAGUAUUUCAACCCAAGGACGUGUCUUCAAAUCAGGAAAAGGUAGAAGAAUUUUUUAAAAGUGAUCACACUAACAAUUGGGCAGUUUUGGUGGAUACCUCAAGAUUCUGGUUUAACUACAGACAUGUAGCUAAUGUACUAUCAAUUUAUCGCAGUGUGAAACGUUUAGGAAUUCCUGAUAGUCAAAUUAUUUUGAUGGUUGCAGAUGAUAUGGCAUGUAAUCCCAGAAAUCCACGUCCAGCUACCGUGUUCAACAAUGCCAACCAACAUAUCAAUGUCUAUGGAGAUGAUGUGGAGGUGGACUAUAGAGGAUAUGAGGUUACUGUGGAAAAUUUUAUUCGUGUUUUAACCGGUAGACUUCCUCCCAGCACACCAAGAUCAAAACGUCUGUUGUCUGAUGAACGCAGUAAUAUAUUAGUCUAUAUGACUGGUCAUGGUGGAGAUGGUUUCCUUAAAUUUCAAGAUGCUGAAGAAGUUUCUAGUGUUGAACUUGCUGAUGCUUUUGAACAAAUGUGGCAGAAACAAAGAUACCACGAACUAUUUUUCAUGAUCGACACUUGUCAAGCAGAGUCUAUGUUUCAAAAGUUUUACUCACCUAAUAUAUUGGCUGUAGCCAGCAGUCGAGUUGGGGAGGACUCACUUUCACAUCAUGUUGACCCAGCAUUAGGAGUUUAUGUUAUUGAUCGCUACACUUAUUAUGCCCUUGAGUUUUUGGAAACCGUCAAGCCUGGCUCUAAACAAACAAUGUCUAGAUUUUUAAAAGUUUGCCCUAAAGAUAAAUGUAUUAGUACAGUAAGUACAAGGACUGACCUAUUCAGGAGAAAUACAACAGACACAUUACUGACUGACUUCUUUGGUGGUGUGCGCAAUGUUGAGCUGCUUACAGAAACUAUUUCUUUAAAGAAGAAAGAGACUAAUGUAAAGCAAGAGACUUGCAGUCAAGAUUCCUGUCAGAAGUUGGAUGCGAACAAGAAGAAAUUUACAUUCCCUGAUCAGUUUCCAAAAAUAUAUUUUUAAUCAGUGCAUAUCUUAAGUGAAAUAGACUUUGGAUGAUUGAGUGAAUGAGCUAUAAAGUGGAAAGAGUUGAUUGGAUAUGAGUUUGAAUUUUGAUAGCAUAAAUGUUACAUUUGUCACUUGCCUAAAAAGGAAGGGGGGGGGAAGAAAGGGAUAUCUGGGUGAAUUUUAUUGUAAUCACUUUUUAAAAGCAUAUAUAACACAAAAAAGGAGGGGGGAUGACCUGAAUUCAAACUCAUGGCGCAAGCCUCCUCAAGCUGACAUUUUAACCACUCUGCUGGUGAGGUGCUUAUGAAAAUAGUAGAUUGUUUCAAACUUAUUUUAAAGCAAUGACUUAUAAAAGGGACUAAUUCAGCUUGUACCACCACCAAGUACAAUUUCUUUCCAUUGUUCAAAAUACCAAACAGAAUAAUUCAUUACCAAUAGUUAAUUAACUAAUUGGUUAAUUUUUUUUUUAUUAAAUUAAUUGUUGUCAGGUAAAAAAAAUAAUUGUGCAAAUUUUCAGGUUGUUCCGAUAUAGGGUGUCAGAGAAAUAACACAUACACCCUUUUUACCAGACAGAGUGAGUUGAUAUAAGCUUUGUAAUAAUUUAAUUUUUCUCUGCUUUGUUACAUGACAAACGUGACAUGUAGAUCACUUGUAUUGUCAACAGCAUGUAAAGUUGUCCCUCAAAAUAUGAUAGCAUUUUUAAUUAUAUUUGUUCAACUAAAUAUUUGUCUAUCACACUUAAUAUUCUUAAAGAAUGAAGCAAAUGUGUAAUGAUAAAUUUUGUUUGUGUUUGGUAUGCUUCAACUAGAAGGUAACUUGAUGGUGGAGUUGUUUAUCUAUGUGUGACAGGCUUUAUCUUCAACUAGAAGGUAAUUUGAUGGUUCAGUAGUUUAUCUGUGUACGACAAUCUUUAUCUCAUUGUUUUUACAUUGAUGUAAUAAGCCUUUGAAUUUUAUUUUAUUCAAAUGUUUUGUUUUAAUUGAGAAUUUAUUAAGUUAUUUAAAUAAAUUUAAGUUAUCUAAAUAACCUUUGUCAGGCUAUUUGAAAUAUUACACUAAAAAACCAUUAGCAUUGGUUUAUAUAUUUUUUAUUAGAUAAUUUUAUUAUAACAUAAUCACAGUUAACUUGUUCAACUUAUAAAAAAAAAAUCAACAUUAAAUAGGUUUAAGUUUUGAAAGAAACACAGCAAAGAAUUCCAUUGAUAUAUUGUUAUCUACACAAUAUGAUACUAGCACCAACAGAUAUAUAUUUUAUAGGUAGUUUCAAAUAUGUGAAAGACAGCAACAUUAUGGACACAAUUUCUAAAUAUUAAAAAUUUUAUUUUACAUUAUUUUAAGAUCAAAGUAUGUUUGUUAAGAAAUGAGUAAUAUUUUUAACAUGCAAUAAUCAAUUAUUUAUUUGUAACAAGUUUUGCAUUAAUCAAAAUCUUAUUAGUAUAAAUAGAUAAUUUAUUUAUUAAAACAAAUUGUACCGGGUACAUACAAUGUAUGACUAUACUGGUACCAUAAAUGAAAUACAGGCUUUUAAAUACAAAUAUAUACAAUAAUGUACAAACUAUUAACAAAUCAUUCAAUGUAAGUAAAUAAAAAGAUUUUUAAAGAAACGACCAAAAAAUAAACAUUUGAAAGUGCAUUACAAAUGAAAUGACCUAAACCCAUGCCUUAUCAAAAGGAAGCUCAAUCAACAAAUUCAUAUAUUUAUGCCUCAUUUAAUAAUUAGGUUUAUAAAAAUUAUUGUCCUGUUGGCCAAUUUGUUUCUAGUGAGAUUCAUCUUUUAAAAAUCUUUAUAACCUUUACUUUCUUUUUUUAACAGUAAUAUAUUAUUAUUAAAAUAUAAAGAGUU
Molecule: messenger RNA, 2956 nt
Organism: Biomphalaria glabrata
Lineage: Eukaryota; Metazoa; Mollusca; Gastropoda; Planorbidae
Product: GPI-anchor transamidase-like
Exons: 11
Coding region: 8-1129 (373 amino acids)
Biological process (GO): proteolysis; protein localization to cell surface; attachment of GPI anchor to protein
Cellular component (GO): GPI-anchor transamidase complex
Molecular function (GO): GPI-anchor transamidase activity
Source: RefSeq, a predicted model, not a curated record